AUGGUGGAGGCAGUAGAUGGAUCGACAGAUCAGGGCCUCUUCAUCAGUAAUGAGGGCGUUGGUUUGGUUGGUCACGUUUGGACUCUGUCACAUAGGCAGACAGACACCAACUUUGUCCUGGGGAACGCUCAGAUAGUCGACUGGCCCAUCGUCUACAGCAAUGACGGCUUCUGCAAGUUGUCGGGUUACCACAGAGCAGAAGUGAUGCAGAAAAGCAGCACCUGCAGCUUCAUGUACGGGGAGCUCACAGACAAGGACACGACAGAAAAAGUCCGACUAACAUUUGAAAAUUACGAGAUGAACUCAUUCGAAAUACUGAUGUACAAAAAGAACAGAACACCUGUUUGGUUCUUUGUGAAGAUUGCUCCCAUUCGAAACGAGCAGGAGAAGGUGGUUCUGUUCCUUUGCACGUUCAGCGACAUCACGGCCUUUAAGCAGCCCAUUGAAGACGAUUCUUCUAAAGGCUGGGGGAAGUUCGCCCGACUGACCCGAGCUUUAACAAGCAGCAGGGGAGUUUUACAGCAGCUGCAGCCCACAGUCCAUAAAGGAGAGAACGUCCACAAGCACUCCCGUCUUGCUGAGGUCCUGCAGCUCGGCUCAGACAUUCUACCUCAGUACAAGCAAGAGACCCCCAAAACUCCUCCUCACAUCAUCUUGCACUAUUGCCUCUUCAAGACCACGUGGGACUGGGUCAUCCUCAUCCUCACCUUCUACACCGCCAUAAUGGUGCCCUACAACGUCUCCUUCAAGACGAAGCAGAACAACGUGACCUGGCUGGUGGUGGACAGCAUUGUGGACGUCAUCUUCUUGGUGGAUAUUGUUUUAAACUUUCACACCACAUUCGUUGGCCCGGCUGGGGAGGUCAUCUCUGACCCCAAACUGAUCCGAAUGAACUACCUGAAGACCUGGUUUGUUAUCGACCUGCUCUCCUGCCUGCCAUAUGAUGUCAUCAACGCCUUUGAGAACGUAGAUGAGAAUUGGAACCACCAAGCGGUCACUCAAGGGAUCAGCAGUUUGUUCAGCUCCCUUAAAGUUGUUCGUCUUCUCCGUCUGGGCCGGGUUGCCCGUAAACUGGAUCACUACAUCGAAUACGGAGCGGCUGUUCUGGUGCUGCUCGUGUGUGUGUUUGGACUGGCAGCACACUGGCUCGCCUGCAUUUGGUACAGCAUUGGUGAUUAUGAGGUCAUUGACGAGGAAACUAACAUUGUCCGCAUGGACAGCUGGCUUUAUAUCCUGGCUGAGACGAUGGGCCGGCCUUAUCGCUUCAACACCAGCGGAUCAGGGAAGUGGGAGGGUGGGCCCAACAAAGACUCGGUUUACAUCACAUCUCUGUACUUCACUAUGACCAGCCUGACCAGCAUCGGCUUCGGUAACAUCGCCCCAACAACAGAUGGAGAGAAAAUCUUUGCUGUGGCCAUGAUGAUGAUCGGCUCCCUUCUCUAUGCCACCAUCUUUGGUAACGUGACAACCAUCUUCCAGCAGAUGUACGCCAACACAAAUCGCUACCAUGAGAUGCUCAACAGCAUGCGGGACUUUCUGAAACUCUACCAGGUGCCCAAAGGCUUGAGUGAGAGAGUUAUGGACUACAUUGCCUCUACGUGGUCCAUGUCGCGUGGUAUAGACACAGAAAAGGUUCUGCAGAUUUGUCCAAAAGACAUGAGAGCAGACAUCUGUGUUCAUCUCAAUCGGAAGGUUUUCAAAGAGCACCCUGCUUUCCGACUGGCCAGUGAUGGGUGUCUCAGAGCUCUGGCCAUGGAGUUUCAGACCAUCCACUGUGCUCCUGGUGAUCUGAUCUACCACGCUGGGGAAAGCGUGGACAGCCUCUGCUUUGUGGUGUCAGGAUCCUUGGAGGUUAUCCAGGAUGAUGAGGUGGUGGCUAUUUUAGGUAAGGGAGACGUAUUUGGGGACGUUUUCUGGAAGGAGGUGACUCUGGCUCAGGCGUGCGCUAACGUCAGAGCUCUGACCUACUGCGACCUCCACGUCAUUAAACGUGACGCUCUGCAGAAGGUGCUGGAGUUCUACACGGCGUUCGCCAACCACUUCUCCAGAAACCUGCUGCUCACCUACAACCUGCGAAAGAGGAUUGUCUUCCGGAAGAUUAGUGAUGUCAAACGCGAGGAAGAGGAGCGACAACGGCGCAAAAAUGAAGCCCCUUUGAACUUGCCACCAGAUCACCCAGUUCGAAAACUCUUCCAGCGCUUCCGACAGCAGAAGGAAGCCCGCAUGGCAAUCGAGAAACCAGACACAGAUGAACAAGAUGUCGAGAAGGGCUCGGUCUAUGUGGACAUCCCGCUGGCUAAAGCAGCCAUUACAACUACCAGCAUUGUCACAGUAACAGAAAGUCCAGCUACACCUUCCUCUUCAGUUCCUUCACCUUCAACACCUCCCAACUGCCCCCUCUCAGAUACAGCAAAACUGCAGGUGCCCUCCACCAUUUCUUUGGCAGGGUGUCGGCCUGCUGAACCAGUCAAAGUCAAAGGCUGGGGUCGCUUCAAGGAGUCGAUUGCGAAAGCUGACAACUGGAACAAAGUGUCCAAAGCAGAAUCCAUGGAGACUUUACCUGAGAGGACCGCAGUGCACGAGUCACAGACGUCUCUAAAGAAGACGGACUCAUGUGACAGCGGCAUCACCAAAAGUGACCUACGCCUGGACAAAGUGGGUGAGUUCCGCAUGACUCCUCAGGACCGCAGUCCUGCCCAGCCUCCAGAAACCAGGCAUGCCUUCUACCCCAUCCCUGAGCAAACACUUCAGGCAUCCCUUCAGGAGCUCAAACUGGAGCUGAAGGAUGACCUUAAGAAUCUGAACGUCCGAAUGUCCAGCCUCGAGGCGAACCUUGCAGAAGCACUUAAACUCCUCAGAAGCAGGAAAUCAAGCACUGGCUCUUUGCAGCCUCUGUUUGACAUUUCUAGACCUGGUACACCAGAACUGGACAAAGAGGACAUUUUUUCUUGA
This is a messenger RNA of Nematolebias whitei (Rio pearlfish), 2952 nucleotides long. RefSeq names its product potassium voltage-gated channel, subfamily H (eag-related), member 1a (gene kcnh1a). Gene Ontology annotation, molecular function: delayed rectifier potassium channel activity. Lineage: Eukaryota; Metazoa; Chordata; Actinopteri; Cyprinodontiformes; Rivulidae. The record is from RefSeq and is a predicted model, not a curated record. The transcript is spliced from 14 exons. Gene Ontology annotation, cellular component: membrane. Bases 1 to 2952 code for a protein of 983 amino acids. Gene Ontology annotation, biological process: regulation of membrane potential; potassium ion transmembrane transport.